Messenger RNA from Ambispora leptoticha, 944 nucleotides. The record is from the annotation of a GenBank genome assembly. Lineage: Eukaryota; Fungi; Glomeromycota; Glomeromycetes; Archaeosporales; Ambisporaceae.
AUGUCAAAAGAAAAAGAAACGAAUAAACUUGCGGCCGAAACAAUUCUUCGAAUUGUGUUUGUACUAUUGAUGACAAGCAUAAUCAUCUUUUUGGCAAUUCCGAACAUCAAAAAAAUAGUACAACAUCAAGAUCCAUUAGUCGUAAUAAAUAUCGAGAACAAGACCACUGAAGGAAUUCCAAUGCCAAAUGCGUUUGUAUGUGGAGUGUUCAAUAACCUCAUCAACUACGUCGACUACAUCACCGUAGAGAAAAUUCCAUUAGGUAAAAAAGCGAUAAUGGUUGACGAAAAGUAUAUAUGGAAAAAUUACACAGCGAUACUUAAAGCUGGUGGUGAUUUAACAGAAGGCAGUGAAGAAGCCCCAUGUUUUAUUUUUCAACCUGAUGGAGCGCUUAAAUUUAAGUUGACAAACGAUAAUGAUUCCAUUGAUUAUAUUUCAAUUAACGUAUGGUCUAAAACAGCAAAUGUUACUAAUACCACGGCAGAUUUGGGGGUACUAUUUGGAUUUUGGAAUGCUGAGCGCGAUAUUAGUGUUAUAAAACCAUUCGUCGCCCGUACUGCAACAAUCAACCAUUUUACGUUUACAUCGAUAAUUCGAAAUGGAAUAAAUAACGAUAUGCAUCAGGAUUUCACAAUUAAUAUACAAAAUACGCUUCAAAUUGGAAGUUUUUAUGUUAAUCGCACACUUUAUGGUGAUGAUUCGAUAAUCGCAAAAAUUAAUUAUUCUCCGGAUUCGUAUAUGGUGACCAAGUAUACAGAAAGACAGCCAUACGGGUGGCUGGAUUUGGUUGGUACUAUCGGAGGUAUUCUUACAUACGCAAUCGGAGUUUGGGUCUUGGGGUUUAUUCAACGUUUUCUAUUAAGAAACUCUCCAAACGCAAAAAAGCAUCCAUUAAUGGAAAAAGAAGAAUUCAAUGAAGUAUUUACCGAGCCAAGUUUAUUACC